UGGCAAAGAUCGAUAAACUUUGAGCGGACCCGGCGAGAAAGAAAAUCUGUCUUUGUGGUGCGGGGGCUCUUGGGUGGUCGCGGAACUGGGCUCUGCGCUGGGAAAGGGAAGUGGAGGUCUCUGCAAGAAGAUGAAUUUGGCUGAGAUUUGUGACAAUGCAAAGAAAGGAAGAGAAUAUGCUCUUCUUGGCAACUAUGACUCAUCGAUGGUGUACUACCAGGGGGUGAUACAGCAGAUUCGGAGACACUGCCAGUCAGUCAGAGACCCGGCUGUCAAAGGCAAAUGGCAACAGGUUCAGCAGGAAUUACUGGAAGAAUAUGAACAAGUUAAAAGUAUUGUCAGCACUUUGGAAAGUUUUAAAAUUGACAAGCCCCCAGAUUUCCCUGUGUCCUGUCCAGAUGAACCGUUUAGGGACCCUGCUGUCUGGCCGCCCCCUGUACCCGCAGAGCACAGAGCUCCACCUCAGAUAAGGCGUCCCAAUCGAGAAGUAAGACCUCUGAGGAAAGAAAUGCCUGGAGCAGGAGCCCGGGGACCUGUGGGCCGAGCACACCCGAUAUCAAAGAGUGAAAAACCCUCUGCCAGUAGAGACAAGGAUUACAGAGCGAGAGGAAGAGAUGAUAAGGGAAGGAAGAAUAUGCAAGACGGAGCAAGUGAUGGUGAAAUUCCGAAAUUUGAUGGUGCGGGCUAUGAUAAGGAUCUGGUGGAUACCCUUGAGAGAGACAUCGUAUCCAGGAAUCCUAGCAUUCAUUGGGAUGACAUAGCAGACCUGGAGGAGGCAAAGAAGCUGCUGAGGGAAGCUGUUGUUCUCCCGAUGUGGAUGCCUGACUUUUUCAAAGGGAUUAGAAGGCCGUGGAAGGGUGUCCUGAUGGUGGGACCGCCCGGCACUGGGAAGACUAUGCUAGCUAAAGCUGUUGCCACUGAAUGUGGCACAACGUUCUUCAAUGUUUCCUCUUCUACACUGACAUCUAAAUACAGAGGUGAAUCUGAGAAGUUAGUCCGUCUGUUGUUUGAAAUGGCUAGAUUUUAUGCCCCCACCACGAUCUUCAUCGAUGAGAUCGAUUCCAUCUGCAGUCGAAGAGGGACCUCCGAUGAGCACGAGGCGAGUCGCAGAGUCAAGUCAGAGCUGCUCACUCAGAUGGAUGGAGUUGGAGGAGCUUUAGAGAAUGACGAUCCUUCCAAAAUGGUCAUGGUAUUGGCUGCCACUAAUUUCCCAUGGGACAUCGAUGAAGCCUUGAGAAGGAGAUUAGAAAAAAGGAUAUAUAUACCUCUCCCAACAGCAAAAGGAAGAACUGAGCUUCUGAAGAUCAAUCUUCGUGAGGUUGAACUGGACCCUGACAUUCAGCUGGAAGAUAUAGCAGAGAAGAUUGAGGGCUAUUCUGGUGCCGAUAUAACUAACGUUUGCAGGGAUGCCUCUUUAAUGGCAAUGAGACGGCGAAUCAACGGCUUAGGACCAGAAGAGAUCCGUGCACUUUCUAAAGAGGAGCUUCAGAUGCCCGUUACCAAAGGAGACUUUGAAUUGGCCCUUAAGAAAAUUGCUAAGUCUGUCUCUGCUGCAGACUUGGAGAAGUAUGAAAAAUGGAUGGUUGAAUUCGGAUCUGCUUGAAUUUCUGUCACCUCUUUCAUUUCUGGUAUUUUUACUUAUAAAAUGUGAAGAAAUUCCUUGCAGUUUUUUUAAAAACAGGUUCAGAACUUUUCAUGGGAGAGAUUUUUCCCUUAAAGGGAAAAAAUAACCCAAACCACCGAGAGUGUAAAUAUAGUUGAGAAGGAAGAAAAGCGGACAGAGAGAGCACCACCGUCUCCACCGCCUGGCUGCUGUCCACUUGUUCAUGCCUGGGCAGCGCGCGUCCAGACCCAGGCAUCAGGGAGGCCGAGGGAAGCGCUCGGUGCGCUCUUGUAGAAACCUGCCUACCGAAGGUUUAGGACUCUCUUUCUCACUUGCGUCUGUUGGGGUUUUUUUGUGUUUUUUCUAUUCUUUUUUCUGAAUAUGAGGGACCUAGAUACAUUGACUUUUAACAUCAACACUGCGUUUGUGUCAAAUUCAUCGUUUGUUGUCAAAAAUGAGUUUUGAAUUAAAUAAUGAAUGUGUUAGUUAAACCUUUAGAGCUCAACUCUUACUGUUGCCAUCUAUCAUGUAGUUGAAUUUUUACCCUCCCUCUCCCCACCACGUCUUCUCUUAGCCAUCUGACCAUUUCUUCAGCUUCAGCAUAUCCUCAUGCCUUGGGGUCUUGGAAACGUUUUGUCUGGUGGUGUCUCUGGUCUUCCGUAUUUUUUGCUGGUAUUUAACACUUUUGAUGUUGGAAACUGGGAAGAAUGCUAUGAUUGCAUCAGGCGCAUUUCUUCAUUCUAGACUUCUGGGCUUGUUUUCGCUUUUCUUUCAGUACAUUGAAACAGAUAACACCGUUUCUCCCUCGGCUCUAGCAAUGUUUGACUUUUGCUGAACUUGAAUUUCAUAUACUAAAUAAAUGCGUGGGUAUUCUAAACAAGUCCACUCUCUUGUGGCUAGUGCAACACAAAUAAAACAAAAUCUUUAUAA
Suricata suricatta (meerkat) is the source of this 2533-nucleotide messenger RNA. It is a transcript of the gene KATNAL1, whose product is annotated as katanin catalytic subunit A1 like 1. Gene Ontology annotation, cellular component: microtubule cytoskeleton; microtubule. The record is from RefSeq and is a predicted model, not a curated record. NCBI's taxonomy places the organism in Eukaryota, Metazoa, Chordata, Mammalia, Carnivora, Herpestidae. Gene Ontology annotation, molecular function: ATP hydrolysis activity; microtubule binding; ATP binding. Gene Ontology annotation, biological process: microtubule severing. The transcript has 11 exons. Bases 131 to 1603 code for a protein of 490 amino acids.